This is a messenger RNA of Rhodamnia argentea, 1201 nucleotides long. RefSeq names its product peroxisomal membrane protein 11C. Gene Ontology annotation, biological process: peroxisome fission; regulation of peroxisome size. NCBI's taxonomy places the organism in Eukaryota, Viridiplantae, Streptophyta, Magnoliopsida, Myrtales, Myrtaceae. The record is from RefSeq and is a predicted model, not a curated record. Gene Ontology annotation, cellular component: peroxisomal membrane. Bases 170 to 877 code for a protein of 235 amino acids. The transcript is spliced from 8 exons.
UGGCACUCGCCUCGGUACAGAUCGUCACCCUCAUCUCCUGCUAUUUUGUAAAAAGUAAAUAUAAAUAUCACAAAUAUCUACGAAGGGAAAAGUUGCAAGAGAACUCUCCGCGAAGAACGUCUUCAAUUGGUCGUCCCCGUCUCUGAUUGAGAGUUUGAUUAGGUUGAGGAUGAGUUCUUUAGAUGUAGCUAGAGCGGAACUUGCCUUUGCAGUUCUGUAUCUGAAUAAGGCUGAGGCCAGGGACAAGAUAUGCAGGGCCAUUCAAUAUGGUUCAAAAUUCUUGAGUGAUGGAGAGCCUGGUACAGCCCAGAAUGUUGACAAAACGACCAGCUUGGCACGAAAAGUAUUUCGUCUUUUCAAGUUUGUCAAUGAUCUGCACGGUCUUAUCAGUCCUGUUCCUGAAGGGACACCUCUUUCUCUUGUAUUGCUUGGGAAGUCCAAAAAUGCGUUAUUAGCGACGUUCUUGUUCCUUGAUCAAUUCGUAUGGCUUGGUAGAACUGGCAUCUACAAGGACAAAGAACGCGCUGAUCUACUUGGGCGGAUAUCACUCUUCUGUUGGAUGGGUGCCUCAACAUGCACUACCUUGGUUGAGCUCGGGGAGAUAGGGAGAUUGUCCGCAUCAAUGAAGAAGUUGGAGAAGAACCUAAAAGAUGGUGACAAGUAUCAAAAUGAGCAGUAUCGAGCUAAGCUUAAAAAAUCCAAUGAGAGGUCUCUGGCCCUGAUUAAGGCGUCCAUGGACAUCGUUGUUGCGGUAGGCCUGCUUCAGUUGGCCCCCAAGAAAGUUACUCCCCGUGUGACAGGAGCCUUGGGUUUUAUUAGCUCUCUUAUCUCAUGCUAUCAGUUACUUCCUUCACCACCCAAGUCGAAGGCAUCCUGAGGAGAGAAAGCUUAUUCUGAUCAUACAGCCUCUGUAUCACUUCGAUAACUGUCGAAGGCCUGUGCUUGAAUCUGCAGUAGUGUAUGGUUUAUGCUCCAGCUUGCUGUCUCUUAGGGUGAUGUUGAAACUCGCCCCAUUAUUUGUGCAUCUAUGCUUUAGAAAGUCAUCCGUCGAUCUCCAUGACAAAUAAUAUGCCUUGCUGUUGUCUUUGGUGUUGUUCAGUUGUCGUUGUCAGUUUCUAUAUGACAUCAUACAAUAGUUGCUUGAACACGUCUUUGUUCAACCUGUUUUAGGAGGUAUAAGCAGUUAGCUUGACUCGAUGCA